AUGUGGAGGUCACCGGUCCGUUUCUCAAAUAAUUUGAGAGUUUUGCGCCAUAGAAAGUCCACUGAACGAUGUUUUUCUUCAAGUGCAGUACAAAUUCAAGAUGAUGAAGUGCACUAUCCACCGGUUAAGGGAAAAUACCCUCCAGGUGACUGGACAGGAAUGGAACGAGAGUAUGUGUGGCAGAUGUACGAGCGGGAACAAGAGUUGUUGGCGAUUCCAUCAGUACAAGGGCGUAUCAACCAUAUAAAAGAAAUCCAGAGAGCCCCUAAGUGGUUAUCAAGAGAUCAAAGAUUUGCAUGGUUCUUUGACGGCAAAAGUCUUGAGCCACGUCUGCUCAACUACCAGUUUGACAAGACAAAGACACUUCCCAUAGAUGGACUUCCUAGUAUAUAUGACAAUGUUGAUGUAAAAAAUGAACUAGAAGUUAUAACUCCAGUUGUUAAAGAUAUUAUAUUGAAUGAAUGUGAAAGAGUUAAACGAAGAUCAGAUCUAGCCAACCCUAUUGGAAUGAGCAAGGAAAAAAUUUCAAAGCUGUUGGUAAAAAGUUUGAUUGUGAAGAUUCUGCCAUACUUGUCCAGUAUUCAUUCUCACUUAUUAACAUCAGAGUUUUCGGAAGACGUUUUUCAACAAGCAUAUUGGGAUCGUUAUUCUGAAACUGGGCUUGUUGCUGAAAAACUUAAAGAGAAAAGUAAGAAUAAAGUGAUGAAAUUCCAGGGAGAAUAUAAGACAAGUUUUCAGUUGAAGACCAUGCAGCCAUUACCAGAGUUUGUAGGUCGAGAUUCAGAGACUUGCGUUGGACAGGAUUACCCAAAGUGCCCUUAUCACCCUGUAGUAAUGGGGCAAUGCAAAGAGAAAUGCACACCACACUUUUUACCGGGUGUAAACAUUGGCUCUCCAUGUGAGUUUGGGUAUUUGUCAAUUGAGACUGUGAACUCCUACAAGUUAGACAGAGCAGCUGCAGCAUACCGUUCCAGUCCUGAAAUCAUCCCAGAACUCUGGCAAGGAUUUGCUCUCAGUUCAUCCUUCCUUUCAACUGUAGCACAGGCUCACUACCAAGGGUUCAGUACUUACCAUGAUAUGACAUAUCCUUUAACAUCACAGACCAUUGUCACAGAUGGCAGGAAGUUUUUGUUUGGUGCCUACCAACUGAACACACUGCACCUCUGGAAGACCGACGAAAGCAAUCCUAUCUGCAAUCUGUUUUGGCAUACAGAGAUGGAUAUGUUUGAGGGAGUGAAGGAUGGCAAUAUCGUAGGAUUCAAUGACAAUGUACUUCAAACUCUUCUUAAGUUCCUAUUAUUGGGCACACCAGAUCGAGGCUACAACUUAAAGCCAACUAUCUCUCAUAUUGAACCAACACAAACGAUAGAGGACUUUGUACCUAGGGAUGAACUUGUAGAUGAUGAUGAUGAAAUCUCAUCUUCAGAAACAGAAAUAGAGAAUGAAAGCAUGGAUUGAUAUGUCGUAACAACUUAAUAAGAAACCCAAACAAAGCAGUGUUGGACUUUUUAUCUCCCCUAAAUGAAGUCUUCACUUAGAUUAAGGAAGUAUGUUGUCAUAUCUUAACAAACAACCCAGACAAGGGGGCAAUGUUGAACUUUUUAUCUCCCCUAGAUGAAAUCUUCACUUAAAUUAAGGGGGUAUGUUGUUAUAACUUAACAAACAACCCAAACAAGGCAAUGCUGGAAUUUUUAUCUUCCCUAGAUGACGUCUUCACUUUGAACCAGCCUAAGGAAUUAUUUUAAAUUUUGUACUUAGUUAGAAGCCGUCACAUAAAACCAACUUAGGAAUGAAGGACUUAAUACAACAUGUAAUUCAUACUGUAGGAGGUAAUGACAGAACAGUAUGGAAACUGGAUGUAUGUAGGUUACAGAGAACACAGUACUUUUACUUGUAUUACACUUCUUUCAUAAAUAUUAGACGAUUCACAAUAAUAUGUAUUUCUAAAAUUGGCUGUUUUAUUUUCAUUGGGUCCAAAUUUAUGCACCUGUCUGUUUGUCCAUCUAUCUGUCAAUCUAUCUGUCUGUCUGUCUGCAGUGUCAUAUUCAGCAUUAUUAAUCUAUGAAGUGAUUUGAAAGGGGGUAAAAAUCAGCCCUGAAACUGCAGAAUUUGGUUUGUGUAACAUGACUUGUUUGUGUAACAUAUAAUUACACUGAAAGUUAGUGAGCAUGUGCAGUGUACAAUGACUGAAGUAAAGUAUGAAAGUAAAUAAAGUUUAUUAUAUACAUGACCAAAAUCAUGUGUUUCUGACUAAACACUUAU
This is a messenger RNA of Ylistrum balloti, 2262 nucleotides long. Its product is annotated as large ribosomal subunit protein mL65-like. Bases 1 to 1458 code for a protein of 485 amino acids. Gene Ontology annotation, cellular component: ribosome; mitochondrial large ribosomal subunit; mitochondrion. Gene Ontology annotation, molecular function: structural constituent of ribosome. The transcript is spliced from 5 exons. The record is from RefSeq and is a predicted model, not a curated record. Gene Ontology annotation, biological process: translation. Lineage: Eukaryota; Metazoa; Mollusca; Bivalvia; Pectinida; Pectinidae.